Mauremys mutica (yellowpond turtle) is the source of this 1453-nucleotide messenger RNA. RefSeq names its product biphenyl hydrolase like (gene BPHL). NCBI's taxonomy places the organism in Eukaryota, Metazoa, Chordata, Testudines, Geoemydidae. The transcript is spliced from 7 exons. The record is from RefSeq and is a predicted model, not a curated record. Bases 70 to 972 code for a protein of 300 amino acids.
GGGGUCUUUGCCGCACCGCGGCCCACCCUGCGCCCGAGGCGGGGCGGCUGGCAGCUGCGGGGAGCGGGAAUGGCUCGGCCGGGCGCUGGCGGGGCGCUGCUGCGGAGGCUCCGAGUCCUCGCCCAGCUCCCGCCGGCCGCGCGCGGGGCGCCGCCGCUCGGACUCCGGGGACCUGCUGCUGCCGCCGCCUCUGCCUCCUACGGUACUUCAAUAACAUCUGCUAAAAUCAAAGUGAAUGGAGUGCCUCUGCAUUAUAAACAGACAGGACAAGGGGAUCAUGCAGUUCUGCUUCUUCCUGGGAUGUUAGGGAGUAGUCAAAGUGAUUUUGGACCACAGCUCAAAUCUAUGAACAAGCAGCUGUUCACAAUAGUUGCCUGGGAUCCUCGAGGCUAUGGACAGUCCAUUCCUCCAGCUCGAGAUUUUCCUCCAGAUUUCUUUGAAAGAGAUGCAAGAGAUGCUGUGGAUCUGAUGCAGGCACUGAAGUUUAAGAACUUCUCUAUGCUGGGAUGGAGUGAUGGUGGGAUUACAGCUCUGAUAGCAGCUGCAAAAUAUCCAACCCUCAUCCACAAGUUAGUUGUUUGGGGAGCAAAUGCUGUUGUUACUCAGGAGGAUCUGAAGCUUUACAAUGCUAUCAGAGAUGUUUCAAAAUGGAGUGAAAAGAUCAGGAAACGAAUGGAAGAAAUGUAUGGACAUGAAUAUUUUGCAAAAACAUGUGAGGCCUGGGUGGAUGGAAUAUCUCAGUUUGCUGACAUGCCAGAUGGUAACAUUUGUCAACAUUUACUGCCUCACAUAAAGUGUCCAACAUUUAUAAUACAUGGUGGGAAAGACCCUUUGGUACCACAGUUUCAUGCUGAAUAUCUUCACAAGCACAUCAAAGGGUCACGGUUGUUUCUGAUGCCAGAAGGAAAGCACAAUCUACAUUUACGCUUUGCAGAAGAAUUCAACAGAUUAGUAGAAGAUUUCCUACGAUAAUAGAGUUUAAAAAAUUAAGUGUAUGUAAGGUUCUCUCAGUAUAGUUAAUGAUUAUAUUCCCCCUCUAUGGCCCAUCCCCCAGUCAUGUCACUGAUUUUAUUGGCAGUUCGAGUCUCCAUUAUAAGAAGCUGUAAAAGGAAGUUGUUUGCAUUUAUGCCAGUUAGAGGUAGAUUAAGAUCCUUACUGUAUCUCGCUUGGUAAACAAGUAAUGCAUGGCAGAGAUUAAUUUGUCUGUAAAAAAAGUAACUAGUGAAGCAGCAUUAAAUCUUUGACUAGAUCAAGAUUGUUAUGUAGCAAGUACUUAACUCCAUAUCAAGAAGCAUUGAAUGUGAAGUUAAAAAGACUAUAUAGAAAAAAGGUAUGCUGGAUGAGAAGUGGAGACCUAUUUUAAAGAAACAAACCAGGAGACAUUUUGAACACAUGCCUUUAUGUGUCUUAAACUUUAAGAUCAAUGCUGUCAAUAAACUUGACUUGACAAUUA